Messenger RNA from Sorex araneus (European shrew), 1510 nucleotides. It is a transcript of the gene B3GNT8, whose product is annotated as UDP-GlcNAc:betaGal beta-1,3-N-acetylglucosaminyltransferase 8. Gene Ontology annotation, cellular component: membrane. Gene Ontology annotation, molecular function: protein N-acetylglucosaminyltransferase activity. The record is from RefSeq and is a predicted model, not a curated record. Lineage: Eukaryota; Metazoa; Chordata; Mammalia; Eulipotyphla; Soricidae. The coding region runs from base 180 to 1352 and encodes 390 amino acids. The transcript has a single exon.
GGCCGACGGGGAUGGGGAAGGUGGCGGGCUGCGAGCGGUGCCGCGGGCCGGCCGGGCCCCGGGCGGGGCUGGGCGCUUAGCCGGCGGCCGCUGGAGACUUCGCCGGGGCGGGCAGGGGCCGGGGGCGCCCAUCCCUGCUCCCCGGCAGUGCCCGCGGCCGCCCUCCGCCGGGCCGGGUCAUGCACUGCCCCAAGUGCCUGCUCUGCCUGGCCGCGCUGCUCACGCUCCUGGGCCUCAAACUCUACAUCGAGUGGGUGUCCGAGACGCGGCUGAGCAGGGCCUACCCGGCCCCCCGGGGCACCCCGCCGGGCCCCACGUCUGCCAGCGCGGAACCCACGCUGCCCGCGAACCUGUCGGCCCGCCUGGGCCAGAGCAGCCCGCUGCCCGCGGCCGCCUGGAACCAGCAGCAGUGGCGGCUGCAGAGCCUGCCCAGCCAGGACUGCGGCGCGUGGGGGGCGGCCGCCGCCGCGCACAUCCCGGACUUCGCCUCCUACCCCGAGGACCUGCGGCGCUUCCUGGGGGCUGCCGCCUGCCGCAGCUUCCCGCCGUGGCGGCCGCGAGGGGGCGGCAGGCAGGUGGCCAACUGCUCCGCCCGUGUCCCCUACCUGCUGCUGGCCGUCAAGUCGGAGCCGGGGCGCUUUGCCGAGCGACAGGCCGUGCGGGAGACCUGGGGCGGCCCCACUCCCGGUGUCCGGCUGCUCUUCCUGCUGGGAUCCCCCGAGGGCCAGGGGGGCCCAGACCUCAGCUCCCUGGUGGCCUGGGAGAGCCACCGCUACGGUGACCUCCUGCUCUGGGACUUCGUGGAUGUCCCCUUCAACCGGACCCUCAAGGACCUGCUGCUGCUGGCCUGGCUGGGCCACCACUGCCCCGGUGUCAGCUUCAUUCUACGCGCCCAGGACGACGCCUUCGUGCACACACCCGCCCUACUGCGCCACCUGCGCGGGCUGCCCGCCCGCUGGGCCCACAGCCUCUACCUGGGCGAGAUCUUCACCCAGGCCAAGCCCCUGCGCAAGCCGGGGGGCCCCUUCUACGUGCCCGGCUCCUUCUUUGCUGGGGACUACCCGGCCUACGCCAGCGGCGGCGGCUACGUCAUUGCCGGGAGCCUGGGCCCCUGGCUGCUGCAAGCGGCCACCCGGGUGGUGCCGUUCCCUUUCGACGAUGUCUACACCGGCCUGUGCUUCCGGGCCCUGGGCGUGGUGCCCCGGGCCCACAAGGGCUUCCUCACGUCGUGGCCAGCUGACCGCGCCGCUGACCCAUGUGACAUCCGUGACCAGCUGCUGGUGCGGCCCCUCAGCCCCCAGGACAGCAUCCGACUGUGGAAGCAACUUCAGGAUCCUCUACUCCACUGCUGAGCAGAGGGACGGAAGGGGCCUGGAGGGCGUGGUGACUUAGUCUGUUUUUGUGCUGUUGAAAAAAUACGCUCACUCUGGGGCACAGCGGGUAGGGCGUUUGCCUUGCACACGGCCGACCCAGGUUCGGUUCCCAGCAUCCCUUAUGGUCCCCUGAGCAC